AUGGCGCCCAAGUCUGCUCCUGUCGGCGACACUGCGUACACCAUUAAUGGUGUGACCAUGACUGCCUCCGACAUGAAGUUGAUCUUCGGCAUUCUCAACAGCUUGACCGCGCCCAUCGAGGCAGACAUGGACGCAGCCGCCGCCUUCGCCGGCUACACCGUCGGUUCAUUCAAGAAGAUGUGGCCGACCUUGAAGAAGAAGUGUAACAUCGACAGUGUCAGUGGCACCAAGCAGACUUCUUCUUCUUCUGCUACGCCCGCUGCCACCACCGCCGAGGACGACAGCGGCGAGGUCGUGGCAACCCCGAAGAAGACUCCCGGCGGUCGCGGUGCUCGUGGCCGUCCCCCCGCCAACAAGAAAGUCCCCCUGACCGAGGAGGCCGGCGGCGGUCCGAGUCCCUUGACUCCUGGCGGCGUCCCCGCAGGCAUGAAGGCCCUUUCUGUCGCUGACGCUGACGCUGGAUCUGAAGAGACUCCCGAGACUCCCAGCAAGUCCAUCUUCGGUGGUGGCGGCAUGAACACCAGCACUUCGGCCAAGAAGCGUACUGCUGCUGACGCGGCUGAUGCUGAUCCGGAUGCGGAUUUGAUGGACCAAACCCCGGCUAAAAAGAAGCCGGCGCGCAAGCCGCGUGUUACUGCUAAGCAGAAGAGAGAGGCUGCUGCUGCUGCUGCUGCUGCGGCGGCGGAGGCGGCGGCUGCGGAGACUGCUGCGGAGACUGCUGCAGCGACUUCUGACGCCGCUGCUGCGGGUUCUGAUGGCGACAAGAACAUUGAUGUUGCUAUGAAGGAUGAUCAUGGUGGCUCCGACUCUGGCGAGGUCUGA
Neurospora crassa OR74A is the source of this 822-nucleotide messenger RNA. RefSeq lists its product as hypothetical. NCBI's taxonomy places the organism in Eukaryota, Fungi, Ascomycota, Sordariomycetes, Sordariales, Sordariaceae. The transcript has a single exon. Bases 1 to 822 code for a protein of 273 amino acids. The record is from RefSeq and is a predicted model, not a curated record.